Trichechus manatus latirostris (Florida manatee) is the source of this 4900-nucleotide messenger RNA. RefSeq names its product zinc finger protein 32 (gene ZNF32). Gene Ontology annotation, molecular function: RNA polymerase II cis-regulatory region sequence-specific DNA binding; DNA-binding transcription repressor activity, RNA polymerase II-specific. Gene Ontology annotation, cellular component: nucleoplasm; nucleus. The record is from RefSeq and is a predicted model, not a curated record. The coding region runs from base 2527 to 3390 and encodes 287 amino acids. Lineage: Eukaryota; Metazoa; Chordata; Mammalia; Sirenia; Trichechidae. The transcript is spliced from 2 exons. Gene Ontology annotation, biological process: regulation of transcription by RNA polymerase II.
GGCCGGCCUGGGCCAUGGGGGAAGCCAGCUUCAGGGGAGAGGUCUGCGGCCUGGAGACGAGGGUUUAGGUGGACCCGAGAGCAGGGUACUCAGGUCCAGGGUGCGGGGCGGGCCCUGAAGGCAUCAGGCGGUAGGGGAGGGUCUGCCCGGGAGGAGCGGGGCCCGUCCGACUGCCGCUUCCUCAGGGCAGGUCCUGGCUGGAAGGCCCCGCACCCUGGAGGCGUUGAGGAGGGGGAGGCCACAGGCAAGUGUGUCCCCAGGUGCCUGCGGCGAGGGUUCCAGAAAUCUGGACGACGGACAGAAAGAAAGUGCAGGCUCUAUAGAGAGUGAGAAGAGGCAGACCCCUCUGGGUGGAGAAUGGGAGAAAGGACAAGCUGGAUUCAGGGUGUGUGGGGAAAUGUCACACAUACCCAGAAUCUCCUAAUCCUGAACCCAUCCCCCAGAGGGUUCUGAGACAGCAAAGUUGACCCCCUCUUGUAGUCCUCUCCUUCCAAGGACUUGCAGUUUGAAGCCUUAAAUCAGUAGAUCAUGUCAGAGCCCCUUUCAUUUUGGUUUCUUAUUUUCUCAGGAGUUACUUGAGUUGUCGUUAUUAACUUGCUUAGUAAGUGAGGAAAUAGGGCUGUUUGGUCACUUGCCGAAGGUCACAUACUGGGGAAGUCAAGGCAAGAAUCCAAGUGUCUCAUGGCCUAAUUCCAAGCUUUCUGAUAGGAAAUAUUUUAUAUUACAAAGCUACUGUCUCUAAAAUCUUCAGGAAAUUGAUACCUCAGACUUAUGAUCUAGGAAGAAAAAUAUGACAGUUUCCCCUUAUUAAUCAAGGAGGUGUCUGAGACACAGCUGAGUUGUUACUUUGAAGAACUUACAGCCUGUGAAGAGGCAGAGGCUGUAAAUUCUUCUGACUAAACUGUUUUCUGGAAUCUUCAGGGAUAGAGUCCAACUUCAGGCAGUAAAUGCCAUGUACUUUUCCACUGACUCUGAAGUAGCUACUUAGUAGAUGUGUAGUUGUUGAACAGUAGUACGUUAGACUCCCACUUCCACGCGAGCAUCCCAGCACUCUGAUGGGGAUUCCUUUGUAGCUCAUACUCCAAGUUGGAAGUGAGCCCGCCAAGUAAGUUUCUGCAGUUUCUAUCAAUGUGCAGAAGGACACAAGUGCUUAGAUUAACAAAGAAUUGUAGCAUCAUACUGUUAUUUCAUUAAAUCAGGAGGCUAGCAUUUGGUAGCACAGUGGUUAAGUGCUUGGCUGCUAACCAAGAGGUCAGCAGUUCAAAUCCACCAACAACUCCAAGGGAGAAAGAUGUGGUAUUCUGCUUCCAUAAAGAUUUAUAGCCUUGGAAACCUUAUGGGAAGUUCUGCUGUGUCCUAGAGGGUUGCUGUAGUCAAAAUCGACUUGACAGCAACAGGUUUGGUUUUUGGUUUAUUAGAAACAAAGACUAUAUACAUUGAACCACUGGAUAAAUAAAGAGUAAAAAUUCAGUAAUUAGGGUCCUGAAGAAAAUAUUCCAAAAUGAAGAAUGUACAGAAAGAUAACAUGAGACACACGCACAUGGAUUCCUGGGACCUGGAAGGAGAGUAAUUCAGUCUAGUCAAACUUCCAUUUUAUAAGAGAUCUCACCAGCUCUUUAAAACAAAACAAAACCUGUUGCUGUCGAGUCAAUUCCAACUCAAUAUGAGGAACUGGAGAAUUGUCUAAUGUAAGAGCAUAGGCUUUGGAUCCAGAAAGUCUUGGAUUUGAACCCUUGCUCCGCCUUGACUCCUUGCUGGCUGUGGAACCAGGGACAAGUUAGGUAACCUAGUUGGAGUUCCUCGGGCUUGGUUUUGGAACCCAGAAUACCUCUUCCUUUCCCCCAAACUGACAAGUUUUUACACUUUCUCAGAACUAGCAUUCUCCUUUCUUGAAGGGUAGGAGAGGGGUGGGUCUGGAACUUCCUCAGAAUUGCUAAAAAGUAACAUGAAAUUCCUUAUGUUCUUAGAACCUAGGGGGAACUGGACAAGAGAAUUGGUGGCAUUUCUAUCCCGGAACCAGCGUAAAGGCUGAAUUGUUGGUCUUUCAGAUUCUGAAUUCCACUGGAGACUUGGAGGAUAAAAUAGCCGGUGGUUAGAUGGUUAGAUGAAGGAAGGAAAUGGAAGGUCCCAAUCGCAUGCCAAGACUAAAGUACAAACAGGAGUAAUCAUUAUCUUAGAAUUGGCAGUAAGAGUUAUGUGUUUGCUUUGUGUGUUCACUGCUUUCCUGCCUCCUGUUUCCUCCUGGACUCAUUUGUGUGUGGUCAUGGUACCUUUGGGUCCAUUUUACAGUUAUAGGUGAUUGUGACUUUAAAUCAGGCAAUCCAGAUUUCCUCUACUCACAUGCACCCAAAAGUGGAGCUCUUGCUGCCUUUAUCCUUGGCACUUAACAACUCGCCUGCCCUGUCUUGUUUGUUUUUGUUAUUUUGUUUUGUUUUUGUCUGUUUUUUCCUGCUCAGGUGCCCAGGAACAGCCCAUGGAAAAGUUACAUGAAGAGGUGGUGAUUAAGGUCAUACAGCAGGAGUGGACAUGUUUGGAUUUCCAACAGCUACCCUGCUGGACUGUCAUGGAAGAUAUGCCCAGAAUGUAGCAUUUUUCACAUAUUGGUGCAUCUUACAUGACUUCCCUCUCAUUUUACCAGAUGUGAUGACAGAAGCCCACCACAAAUAUGAUCACUCUGAGGCCACAGGAUCCUCAAGCUGGGAUUUCCAGAAUUCUUUCAGAAGAGAGAAGCUGGAACAAAAAUCCCCAGAUUCGAAGACACUUCCCGAAGAUUCAUCUGGAGUAAGACAAAAGGUCUAUGAUUGCCAAGAAUGUGGAAAAUCCUUUAGGCAAAAAGGUAGUCUAACAUUACAUGAGAGAAUCCACACAGGUCAGAAGCCCUUUGAGUGUACCCACUGUGGAAAAAGCUUCAGGGCCAAAGGAAAUCUUGUUACACAUCAGCGAAUACACACAGGAGAGAAGCCCUAUGAGUGCAAGGAGUGUGGGAAAAGCUUUAGUCAGCGAGGUAGUCUGGCCGUUCAUGAGAGACUCCACACUGGACAGAAACCCUAUGAGUGUAUAAUUUGUCAAAGAAGCUUCAGGAAUCAAAGUAACCUUGCUGUUCAUAGAAGAGUUCACAGUGGUGAGAAGCCCUACAGAUGUGAUCAGUGUGGAAAAGCCUUCAGUCAGAAAGGAAGCUUAAUUGUUCACAUCAGAGUCCACACCGGCCUGAAGCCCUAUGCCUGUUCACAAUGCAGGAAAAGUUUCCACACUAGAGGGAACUGUAUUCUGCAUGGCAAAAUCCACACAGGAGAGACACCGUAUCUGUGUGGCCAGUGUGGAAAAAGCUUCACUCAGAGAGGGAGUCUAGCCGUGCACCAGCGAAGCUGCUCCCAAAGGCUCACUCUUUGACCACUCUCUUCAAAGGAAGUUCUCUUUUUGAAUUAAGUGUACAGAAUCCUCCUUAAGACCAAACAGCCUAUCCAAUUCAAUGGAAUGAAUGGAGAAUCUUUCAGAAAAGCUAUCAUUGGGUAGGGAAAACUGACUUUUCCCUUUUCUCCCAAGUCUAGAAAAUAAAUGUUUUGUUUAUUAUCAUUAUCACUUAUGAUUCCUAAUUUCAGUUUAUUUUGACCUGAUUUCCCAAGUUUGCCCAUUAAUCUUGAACCACACUUGAGAUUGUUCUGGGUGUAACAGAUAGAUUUUAAAUUUGUAGUUGACACCACCAGCCUUUAAAAAAUAUAUAUCAGCCUCUUAUCAAUCCCAAGGUUCUUUUCUGCCCUACAUAUUCGAAUUACUUGUUUUGCAUUCAGGACCACUAGGCAGAAUUCAUGGGGCAAAUCUAUAUAUCCUCUUAUUAUCUGGAUGAUACCCCCAAUAACUUAUUCUAGCAAACCACUCAUGCCCGUAGAAAACACCUUAACCUUUCCUUUCAAAAGAAUACUGCUUUCCCAGCCUGCAAAGGUUUGGAGUUUGUGGACUCAGAUUGACUUCAGUCCUCCAUUCCUAAGUGGAAUAGAGAUAAUUUGCCUGUAGCCAGACAGUUAUCUAUUUGGCAAUUUCUUGAAAACUGUAAGCCUAUUAUCAUGCCCUCAAUUUAAAGGACUCCUAUUCCUUGGAAGACAUAAUGACCUUCGCUUCCUCUUUGGCCACAGUAGCAAUAUCUUGGGGUUGCAGUCACCUAGAAAGGACACAAGGGUUCUUAUUACUAAACCCAGAUUUGUAGUCAAUAAUGAAGUUUCAGUCCUCUGGCAAAAGUGUUUUCUUCUUCCUACACAGAAAUUUGGAAGUAUAAACCACUCUAGUUUUGUUUACUUCUAGGGGAUGAGACUUAAAGGAGGUUGGAAAAGAAGAUGCUUUUGAAGGGAAAUUUUCAUUUUUUACUUUAGCCAUCUCUAUAAUUUUUAUUAUAAGCAUUUAUGUAAUUAAAAUAAUUAUGUAAAUAUGUGGUUUUCUUGACAAGGUACCAUUCCAUUCUUCUUAAAUUAUAAAGUACUGAUCCUCUACAAGAGGGGUCUAGUGUAAUAAACUAUAGACUCCUUAAUCCCAAAAAGUUUAUGACAGCAAAUCUUCAGCAUCUAGAGGUAAAUGAUAUCAAAGUUCUUUAAGCACUGCAACACUUUAGAAAUACUAUAGAUUUGAAUAAUAAUACAAUAUUGCUCCCAAAGAUAACCUGCUAACAUUUGAAGAUGCAUACAAGCACGUUCAUAAUAUCCUCGUAAUAGCCACAGACUGGAAACAAAUACCCAGCAACAGGUGAAGGCUAAACAAAUUGUGGUAUGUUCAAACAAUGAAAUCUGACUCAGCAAUAAAAAGAGCGUACAACGGAUACGUGCAAUAACACAGAUGAAUCUGAAACCCUUAUGUUGAGGGGAAAAUCACACAGACACAAAUGUAGUGAUAAUUCCAUUAUUAUGAAUGGAAU